AUGGGAUUGAUAAAAAAGACAACAGGGCUAAUGGGUCUAGCUGUAAAUCCAAAUCCUCAUCACACUUUGGGCGCAUUGUAUGGUAAAAUAUUAAGAACUUUGCAAAAAAUGCCUGAACAGUCAGUCUACAGGAAAUAUACAGAACAAAUUGUUAAAGAAAGAGCAGCAGUCCUUCAACAGACAAAAGACAGUUAUGAAAUCGAAAAUAAAAUUAAUUGUGGUCAAGCCGAAGAAUUAAUUAUACAAGCGGAAAAUGAGUUGAAUUUAGCUCGAAAAAUGUUGAAUUGGAAGCCAUGGGAACCUCUUGUUGCCAAACCUCCUAAGGGCCAAUGGGAUUGGCCACCAUCUAAAGCCUAA
This is a messenger RNA of Pieris macdunnoughi, 357 nucleotides long. The record is from the annotation of a GenBank genome assembly. NCBI's taxonomy places the organism in Eukaryota, Metazoa, Arthropoda, Insecta, Lepidoptera, Pieridae.